Molecule: messenger RNA, 1579 nt
Organism: Ylistrum balloti
Lineage: Eukaryota; Metazoa; Mollusca; Bivalvia; Pectinida; Pectinidae
Product: methylglutaconyl-CoA hydratase, mitochondrial-like
Exons: 9
Coding region: 1-915 (304 amino acids)
Biological process (GO): fatty acid beta-oxidation
Cellular component (GO): mitochondrion
Molecular function (GO): enoyl-CoA hydratase activity
Source: RefSeq, a predicted model, not a curated record
AUGGCGACAGUAUCGGUUUGUUCCCGUCUCGGCCUGCUCAAGAGGAGUUUAGGACUCACUGCAGGGAGAUGUUCAAUUGCAUUCCGGAGAAAUUCGUCUACAAAUAUAGAUGAGUUCGACGAAUUCCAGUUGAAAUAUUUAGAAGGGGACGACACAGGUAUUGCUGUCUUUUCCAUGAACAGACCAGAAAGGAAAAAUGCACUUGGAAGGAAGUUCCUGUCUCAGUUCACAGAAUGUAUGAAGAAAGUCAAGUUUGACAAGAGCAUUCGAGUAGUUAUCCUUCGAAGUUUGGUGCCUGGGGUGUUCUGUGCAGGUGCUGAUCUGAAGGAACGUGCCCAGAUGACUGAUGCGGAGACUGGACCCUUUGUAGCUGGUCUACGGGCCUCUGUAAAUGACAUGGACAACCUCCCCAUGCCGACAAUCGCAGCCAUUGAUGGAGUGGCAUUAGGGGGCGGUACUGAAGUGUCCCUGGCUUGCGACCUACGAGUAGCAUCCACAACAGCCAAACUGGGUCUGGUGGAGACAAGACUGGCUAUUAUUCCAGGGGGAGGCGGGACACAGAGACUGCCCAGAAUCAUAAAUCCAGCUGUAGCUCGGGAGCUCAUGUACACGGCACGUGUGGUAGAUGGAAAAGAAGCUGAGAGAAUUGGACUGGUGAACCACUGUGUGGAGCAGAAUGAAAACGGAGAUGCUGGAUACCAGAGAGCACUGAAACUUGCCCAGGAAAUACUACCACAGGGACCAGUUGCUUUACGUAUGGCUAAGAUGGCAAUCAGCAGAGGUACUGAGGUUGAUCUUCACAGUGCUCUGUAUUUUGAAGAGGCAGGAUAUUCACAGGUGAUACCUACAAAGGAUCGCCGGGAGGCCAUGAAAGCUUUCAUAGAAAAGAGGAAGCCGAAGUUUGAGGGUCAUUAGUCUGGAUAAGUGUUCCGAACCCUACUCCAAGUGGAUAAAUGAUACAAUUUCUACAGAAGAUGGAAAAUUGUUUAAAAAGUCUUUCUCGGGUGAUCAGUAAUAGGAAUAUUACUGGGAGAUAAGCAGAGUUUCUUCUUUAAACAGAAGAGGUGUGUGAUAUUUAAAUUAACCUAGAGGUUGAUAUGCGAUUUUACUACUGAACAAAAUAUAUGUUAUCCUUGCUCUAGAUGUGUUUCGAAAGAUGUUUGUAGAGAUUGUGAAGAGCGAUGGGUCAAAAUAUAUUCAUUUUUGAUAAUUUCUAAAAGUGAUAUACAGAGUAUUCUAAGUCAAUGUGGGUUUUAUAUAAUAAUAUUGUAAAGUGUUCCUUGUAUUUGUUGCUUACUUCGGAACUAUGAAUAAGAUGUGAUCAAGGUAUAUAAUUUAAAUGCAAAAUUUAAUUGAAAGAAAGAAAACAAUUGAUUUAGACAAUUUAAAGAUGAGUAAAUAGAUUUGAUUUCAAUAAUCAUCAUUUUUUUAUCAGAACAAAAUUAUGACAAUCAUUUUGAAAAGAUUCAGGUGUCUUUGAAUUGUCUGUGUGAGCCAUGUCUCUACAUACCUGACAUUGAUUGACUGAAGAUAUGUAUCGGAUGCAUUUAUCAUUCCAGAAAGUUUUUCAUAGGUUUAC